Striga asiatica is the source of this 1148-nucleotide messenger RNA. Lineage: Eukaryota; Viridiplantae; Streptophyta; Magnoliopsida; Lamiales; Orobanchaceae. The record is from the annotation of a GenBank genome assembly.
CCUAGAGGCCCAAUUCAUCCAAUUCCCGUAUCAUAUCAAGACGUAAAAGUCCUAUUUUACCCUUAUCCGAUUGCCAACAUCCCAAUCAUAAUUACAAUCUUCAUCUUCAUGUUAAAACCGCCAGUCAUAAACCCUAGUUUGUUCUCUCAACCUCGCCCUCAGACUCCAAGCAGCGUACUGUCUAGCGAUCGUAGAAAGAAGAAAAUGGGUGCAAAGGCUAAGAAGAAAGCAGCUGUGAAGUCUCUGAAGAAGGCCUCUACGCAGUUUUCUGUUUCCAAAGAUGCAACUGCUGAUUUCUUGCCACUGGAGGGUGGCCCGGCAAGGAACCUUCCAAGGACUGAAGAUAGAGAGAAUAAAGCAACAAUAUUGUAUAUUGGGAGAAUCCCCCAUGGUUUUUAUGAGGGUGAAAUGGAAGCUUUUUUUAAGCAGUUUGGUACAAUUAAGAGACUCAGAAUUGCGAGGAACAGGAAGACUGGGAAAUCAAAGCAUUUUGGAUUCAUUCAAUUCGAGUCUCCUGAGGUAGCCAGAGUUGUCGAAGAAUGCAUGCAUAAUUAUCUAAUGUAUGAGCAUCUGCUACAAGUUCAACUUGUUCCUCCUGAACGAGUUCAUCCAAAAUUAUGGAAAGGUGUGAGCCGCUGGUACAAACCCUUGGAUUCGGUUCAAAUUGAGCGUAAGCGGCAUGAUAAGGAACGGACACUAGAACAGCAGCAGAAAUUAGUUGCAGGAAUAAUACAAAGGGACAAAAAACGCCGAAAGCGGAUUGAGGCUGCUGGUAUUGAUUAUGACUGCCCAGAUAUUGUGGGCUGUGUCCAUGCUGCUCCAAAGAAGAUUAGGUUUGAUACAGAAUAAUAGUGCUUUUGAAGGUUCCAACUGAUAAGGAGAAGUCCAAUCAAAUCUACUAUCUGAGACGCUUUUUGCUUGCAUGGUGAAAAACGAUUUUGUGUAGUCAACUAUACAUAAUUGUAGUGUCAAGUAUCAACUUUACUUGCUUUUCCGAAUAGCUAUGUAUCAAAGAUUUUUCAGGGAUCAACUUGAGGCAUGUAAUGCGGGUACUUCUAAUGCUUUUGCAUUAUUUAAUUUUUAUUGCUCAUUAGAUGCGGGUACUUCGUUAAUAUUUUAAAAAAUAUAUAUUAAGAUGACAAAAUUUC